UUUUGCGGUCAGUAUUUGUGAAGACCGCGACCGCGUCAAUACAUCCCGAGAGAGAAAAGCUAAAUAAAGCCCAGACUUUUUAGGUUUCUCUAAACGCGUAAGCGCCGGCAUGUGGUGACACGUGUAGGUCGGAUUCUUAGUGCAAGAAAUUGAAUUUCACCUAAUUGAGAAUUAAUUAUUUAAAAAAUUUUACAGAAAAAUUAAGAAAAAAUAAAAAAAGCAGUGCAAGAAAGUGUGAGAAAACUGAUUACGCGCACAAACAUACAUGUACACACUCACAUAUACAUAAUAAUAAGAAUUACGUGCGAAUAACCAGCGAACAGCUGAUAUGAAAAGAAACAACAACAACAACAGUGUAAAGUCCACUAAAUCAAUGUUAUUGAUUUAUUUUCUUUUGACGCUUUCGGCCAGCCAAAUGCCAUUGGCCGCGGGCGGUAAUAUACUCGGCAUUUUCCAACAUUUUGGCUACAGUCACUUUAAGGUCUUUUAUCCACUUUUACGCACACUCGCCGAACAAGGUCAUCAUGUUACAGUGGUGACCCAUAUAAAGGCACCGGAAGACACGAAGCCGGUUAAUUAUGAAGAGCUACUGCUGGCCGGUCAAGAUACAAGGAAUUUGGUUACAUUCGAUAAUGUGCUGCCGCGUCGUCCAUUACAUUAUCUCUUGCUAGAGGCAGAGUUGUUGCAUAGCGAAGGUCAGAAAUCGUGCGAGUUGUUCUAUAAGAGCGGUCAUGUCGAUAGGAUUUUGAAACGACAUGAGCAGCAGCCAUUCGAUUUGGUUAUCACUGAGUAUUUCAAUACGGAUUGUCAGAUGGGCAUACCCUACUUGCUGAAUGUGCCGGUAGUCGGCUUGAGUAGUUGUUUGCUAAUGCCUUACUACUAUGAUCGCAUUGUGUUGCCCGAUUUCCCCUCUUAUGUGCAAUCCGAAUUCGUUGGUUUUCCCGAGGAGUUGAAUUGGCACGAACGUUUGUUGAAUUUCAUACAAUCGAAGGUGAUCAAGAGUUAUUAUCGUUACCGCACAAAUUACUACGAUCGCAGGAUCAUUAAUAAAUAUUUGAAUGUUGAUUUUGAUGUUGAUGAUUUUGCCAAACGCAGCACCGGUCUCAUUUUUGUCAAUCAACAUUAUACCUUGCAUGGUAAUAAACCGUUAACACCACAACUCGUCGAAAUGGGUGGCAUACAUAUUGACGAAACCGCUGUGAACGCAACCCUGCCAGCGAAAAUUGAAAAAUUCCUGAAAAAUGCGCCACUGGCGGGUGUACUCUUCUUCAGCUGGGGCUCCAUGGUGCGUUCAUCGAGUAUGCCGACGGAGAAAGUGCAAACCAUUGUAAAAGUACUCGAACAACAACCAUUCCAUGUGAUUUGGAAAUGGGAAACGGACGAAGUGCCAACGAAGAGUAAAAAAUUUCUAUUCGUUAAAUGGGCGCCACAAUUGAGUUUGAUAUGCCAUCCAAAAGUGAAAUAUUUCUGGGGUCACGGCGGCCUGCUGGGCACCACUGAGAAUAUCUACUGUGGCAAACCGUUAAUUGUUACACCACUUUAUGGCGAUCAAAGUGUCAAUGCGAAUGCCGUGCAGAAUCGUGGUGUGGGCACCAUUUUACUCUUCGAUGAUAUUAAUGAAAAGAACUUAAGAGCGACACUCAUGGAGAUUCGCCGCAAGAGCUAUGCCGAUCACGCCGCUGCAUUGUCGCACAUGUUCCGCCAUCAAGACAAGAAACCGCUAGAUCGCGCCGUUUGGUGGGUGGAACACUUGCUACAGGAGAAUGGCAAGACCGCACAUAAAUUGUUGCAGACAAAGGCAGUAAAAUUGAAUUGGUUCGUCUAUUAUUCGUUGGACAGCGUGGCCAUUAUAUUGCUUGGUCUGGCGGUGAUUCUGUACAUUGUUCGCGCGUUUUUACGUCUUUUGUGUGGAUUUUUCUGUAAACAAGGCAAACAAAGCGGCAAAGUGAAAACUAAAUGAAAAGUGUAACAGAAAUACAAAUAUGUACUAUAAAUACAUACAUACAUAUCUUUGUUUGUAUGCUUUAUGAAAUGAAUGCUGUAAAUAAUUUAUGCAAUAAAAAAUUAGUGAAUUUAUUUUA
Ceratitis capitata (Mediterranean fruit fly) is the source of this 2081-nucleotide messenger RNA. It is a transcript of the gene Ugt36A1, whose product is annotated as UDP-glucuronosyltransferase. The record is from RefSeq and is a predicted model, not a curated record. Gene Ontology annotation, molecular function: UDP-glycosyltransferase activity. The coding region runs from base 329 to 1960 and encodes 543 amino acids. The transcript is spliced from 4 exons. NCBI's taxonomy places the organism in Eukaryota, Metazoa, Arthropoda, Insecta, Diptera, Tephritidae.